AUGCAGAUGGCACGGCUUUGCUUGCAAUUGGUGUGCUUCUUGAAUUGGCUGCUGGCUACAGGCGGCAUCGAUUCGACCAAUGUCUCCGAAUUUAAGAGGGUGCCCCUCGAUCAUCAUCCCAUCAUGAGAUCCAUGCAUCGUGCUAGCAGCAAAUGGCGCACGCACACAGCUCUGCAACUUGCCGCCAGCUCCGGAGGCGACCUCAUCGAGACUGAUGUGUCAAAGUCGUCGAACUCUUCGAAGGUCGACCCCACCACUCGAUUGGAUCCAUCCAAGUGCAACAUCUUCAGUUUGUGGGAGAAGCCGAAAUCACAGCCAGAGCAGCCCUUAUUCCAGCGGUUAGUCAUUGAAGCAUGGCGCCGGCACUCACAUGGUCUUUGCAACGAGCCGUUUCUUAUCACAGAUGACAAUGUCCGGCAAGUCAUUCCGGAUAUACCAGAGGAGUACUUUCGGAUGCCAUAUCCUGCCGCGAAGUCGGACUUCAUUCGAUAUGCAGUGCUUUAUCACCAUGGCGGUAUCUAUGUUGAUUUCGACAUGCUCACCGUGCAAGACAUCGAUGAGAUUGUAGAGAAAGUUCAGCACUUGGACCUGGUCUCUUACAGCGACGGCUACGGCCGAGACCACGAGAAGUGCCAAGGAUUUUCGUCUAAUUUCCUCGGAGGUCGAAAAGGCAGCUCCUUCCAUCGAGCAGUUUGGGAAGCACAAAAAGCUGCUGUCAUGCGUCACUGCGACAUCUCGGAGAAGAAGGAAGAGAGAGUUUGUUGCUUUGCAGACGAGACGGAGCAGUGCCACAUCCCUUGGGGAGGACUGGGCGAGUGGAUUUCCCACAAGGUGUUUGAAGCAGCACAUCCCGACUCAACUUUCUGCUACAGCGGCAACGAGUCAUUCAAUCCGGACCGUUUCGAAUUUGUGUUGGAACACAAGCAGAAGCUCGAGGACGCAUAUGCUGAGUUCGAAUCUUCCCGCGUACCACAGCCUCUGAGCAGGCGGCUUUACCACUUUUUCAACGCGCUACAUGGAUGGGAGAAGCACACCUGUGCCACCCUUUUCAACGAGACGACAUUGGUCGGCCACAUUUUCUCAAGAAGCUUCUCAUCUGGCCAUGGCACAGCACCGAAGGAAGAUGCCAGCUCGCAUUUCUU
Molecule: messenger RNA, 1142 nt
Organism: Symbiodinium natans
Lineage: Eukaryota; Dinophyceae; Suessiales; Symbiodiniaceae
Source: the annotation of a GenBank genome assembly